UCAUUCACCGGAAACCAGCUAUUCAUCAACUUCCGGUGUCACGGUGGUAGCUGGGCGACGGGAGAGAAAAAGCGGGCAUACAGAAACAGAGAGCUGUCUUGUUUCCAGAAGCCUUCAGACAUUUAAAACCCUUUACAUUUGACUCAUACGGUCAAACAAACGGCGCCGUGUGGACCAGCGACCGCCUGGGAUUUAGAUCUGCCUUAGAAAAGAGUCUCAUUCAUUCGUCUUUGGUGCUAGCUAGCUAACAAGCUAACGGCUAGCAGCAGGCCUUUAUCUGGACUUUGCUACAAGCUAAGCUAACAUUAGCAUUAGCAUUAGCUAACCCACGUUUUCUUUCUCAAUGAUUCUCUCUGUUACCUUGUGAAUAUACAACCACACUGAUUGAUGUGUGUGCUGGUUGAUCUGUAAGGUAGUCCUGUUGUUAAAGUAGGCUUCUAAUUGAAGCUAACUCUGAGCUACAUCGUUGAAGCUUCUUGUUUUAAAGUGUUGUUCACUUUGCUGCUAGCUCUGAGCUAGCUGUGAGCUAGCUACCACCGCCACCUGAACAACAACGCAGUCUGUGAACGCUCAGCAGCCUUUAGAUGUCGGACUUCGACGAAUUCGAGAGACAGCUCUCUGAAAACAAACAAGCUGGUAACGCCAACAACCAUACCCAACUAGCUGAAAGGGACAAAGAGAACCGCCACCACCGUCGGUCUUCCUCCCGCAGCCGUUCCAGAGAGAGGAAAAGGAGGAGCAGAGACAGGGAUAGACGCAGCAGGGACCGCCGUGGGGACAGUAAGGAGCGCAGACACAGACGCAGCUCACCAACCAGCUACCCCCAGGACAAUGCUGGAAGCCGUUCUCCACACCGUGAGAAGAAGAAGAACAAGGUGAAGAAGUACUGGGAUGUCCCUCCACCUGGAUUCGAACACAUCACUCCCAUGCAGUACAAAGCCAUGCAAGCUGCAGGCCAGAUCCCAGCCACAGCCCUCCUACCGACCAUGACUCCAGAUGGCCUGGCUGUUACUCCCACCCCGGUACCUGUAGUGGGCAGUCAGAUGACCCGGCAGGCCCGUCGGCUCUACGUGGGCAACAUACCCUUUGGCAUCACAGAGGAGUCCAUGAUGGACUUCUUCAAUGCCCAGAUGCGUUUGGGUGGUCUUACUCAGGCCCCUGGAAACCCUGUCCUUGCGGUACAGAUCAACCAGGAUAAGAAUUUUGCCUUCCUUGAGUUCCGUUCAGUGGACGAAACUACACAGGCAAUGGCCUUUGAUGGCAUCAUCUUUCAAGGCCAGAGUCUCAAGAUUCGUCGUCCCCACGAUUACCAGCCUCUGCCCGGCAUGAGCGAGAACCCCAGUGUCUAUGUGCCUGGUACACAGCCAAUUAAUGGUGUGGUCUCCACAGUGGUGCCGGACUCUGCUCACAAGCUCUUCAUUGGCGGCUUGCCCAACUACCUGAACGAUGACCAGGUGAAGGAGCUUUUGACGUCAUUUGGCCCUCUGAAGGCCUUCAACCUGGUGAAGGACAGCGCUACAGGCCUAUCUAAAGGAUAUGCCUUUUGUGAAUAUGUUGACGUCAACCUUAAUGACCAGGCUAUUGCUGGGCUGAAUGGCAUGCAGCUGGGAGACAAGAAGCUCCUGGUGCAGAGGGCCAGCGUGGGAUCCAAGAACGCCACUCUGACAAGUAUAAAUCAGACCCCAGUGACGCUGCAGGUGCCGGGUAUGAACAGCUCAGUGACUCAAAUGGGUGGCCUGCCCACUGAGGUGCUCUGUCUGAUGAACAUGGUGGCCCCAGAGGAGCUGCUGGAUGAUGAAGAAUAUGAGGAGAUUGUGGAGGACGUCAGGGACGAGUGCAGCAAGUACGGCCAGGUUAAGAGCAUUGAGAUACCUCGACCUGUGGACGGCCUGGAGGUUCCUGGCACCGGCAAGAUCUUUGUGGAGUUCAUGUCCGUUUUUGACUCCCAGAAGGCCAUGCAAGGGCUGACAGGAAGGAAGUUUGCCAACAGGGUGGUGGUGACCAAAUACUGCGAUCCAGACGCUUAUCACCGCCGGGACUUCUGGUAGAGGAGGCAUGAAGAUGUGAGGGGUGAGGGGAGGGAGGGAGGGAACACGUAUUGCCCAUUUCCAAAUCAGCCCCCUGAUUGAUUUGGCAGAGCAACAUUUCAGGUAGAUCUGAGAGUAUUAAUCAUUUGACAAAUGGCUUUGGGCACAUCCAAUUAAUCAUUUGAGAUCUACCUGAAAUGUCCAGUAGUUAAAAUAGAUAUUUGGAAUUGGAAAAGGAGAAGAAUGGGGAGGGUUUAUAUUCAGGCCAUAACAGAGGGGGCGAGGUUUGGGUGGGGAGGGUGUAGCUGGGUGGGUGGGGGAGGCAAAGUUUUUUGAGAAAUGUGUGUAAUAAUAGGUUCAGGGUGGGGUCAACAAUUUUUAUACUUUGUGAGAAAGGGAUGUCGUUUUGGGUGGGAGGGGGGUGCCACACUUUAAGGUUUGUAUUUAAAUGGAGACAGCCUGUUUUAAGUACAUUAGGAAGGAGUUGCAGGGAACUAACUGGACUGUUCUGAUGGAGAAAACAGGAGUGUUUAUUUGUGAGAGGGAGAUGUGGGGGAGAUGGAGAGGAAGAUGAGGGCAUUUUUGUCUGACCAUCUAAUCUAUAUAUACAGUAGCUGUAACAUCCACUUUCGUUUGGCCACCAUCUUUAGAAAGGCGAGAGGAGACUCCUCAUUUUUAAUUUUUUUUUCUUUCUGUUUUUUCAUUUCUUCAUGUUCCUUCAUUUUUUAUCAGACUACUGCCCCCCUCAGGACGAUUGUAAGAGAAUAUGUUGUCUAAUUGGACUCUAUCUGAAUGUCAACUGUAAUUGUUCCAAUACUGUGUGUAGCUUCACUGAUUUGAGCUGUAGUAUCACCUUAUAUUCAGGCCGCAGAAUAACACGAGCUGCAGGAAAGAACAUUUUCAAUUAUGCCAGUUUGAGUUUCUUUUUUUUUUCUGUAACUUUUUCACGUCCAUCUUUUGUGCACAGCUUUUAACAGGUGAGGUUCUUUCGUCUCAGCAGUUAGGUCCUAAUUUAAUUCAAGAGUAAAUAAACAAAGGAAGAUGGGGAGAGGCAAAAAGAUUGGUGUUUUAAUAGGGGAUUUAUCUCUUCAUUACCAAAAAGCCUUAAUGUAAUUACAUGUCAAUUCGUUAAGGAAAUAAAUUUGGCUUGCACCUCUAUAAAUUAUGUCUGUUUGUUAAUAGAUGUCACCAUCUUGUCCUUUAGCCUUGCAUCACUAGUUCUAGUUUUUUUUCCCAUUUCCCCAGCCGAUUUGUAGGACCCGGGGUUUUUUUGUGCAACGUCUCACCUCUUUGACAAGACCAAAUAAACACUUCACUAAUACCCACGACUCAUGUUGUACCGCAGAGUGAAACCAAAACCACACAAUUUCUCUGUUCUGUCAACUUCCAGCUUGAUUUAUUUAAGAGACAAACUAGAUAAAUUGGUCGGCGUUGGCUUGUCCUCACUAAAUAAUUAAAACUAAUACUGUAAUGGCUCGUUUUAGACAUUUGGGCUCUCUGGAGAUGUACUAAUAAAUGAAAGUCUGCAAACGAAGACAUGCUAUCAUACACCUAGCUAAAUUUCAACGAACAAAAUCAUUUCACAUUUUCGUGAGGUAGUUUGGAAAUUAAAAACAAUCUGUAUGUACUCAGACAAAGUCUGCUUUUCUCUCAUCUCCCUCAUCUUCUGCCCUUGAUUCUCUGAGGACCACAUGUUCACACUGUACGGGCCUGAGGCUAUGCUUUCAUUUGGGUUGCUUAAAACAGCGCUGAAGAGAGAUUGUGUCAGUGAUAACACUUAUGAGAUGUUACUCCUUACUUUCUGAAAUCUGCUUUCUCAGUGUCACUGUGUCAUUUAAUUUUUCUUUUUUCUCACUGGAAAAAAAAUGUGAUUUCUUAGAUGAUUUAAAAACCUAAAACCACAUUUAGUUUCUAAAAAGCAAAACAGUCUUUCAUUUGUCCAACUUGUUUUCAAAUGUUGAAUUAAAAACUGAAUUUACAUGA
This is a messenger RNA of Sebastes umbrosus (honeycomb rockfish), 4010 nucleotides long. RefSeq names its product U2 small nuclear RNA auxiliary factor 2a (gene u2af2a). The transcript is spliced from 13 exons. Bases 585 to 2048 code for a protein of 487 amino acids. Gene Ontology annotation, cellular component: commitment complex; U2-type prespliceosome; U2AF complex. NCBI's taxonomy places the organism in Eukaryota, Metazoa, Chordata, Actinopteri, Perciformes, Sebastidae. Gene Ontology annotation, molecular function: pre-mRNA 3'-splice site binding; poly-pyrimidine tract binding. The record is from RefSeq and is a predicted model, not a curated record. Gene Ontology annotation, biological process: mRNA processing.